This is a messenger RNA of Hymenoscyphus albidus, 503 nucleotides long. The record is from the annotation of a GenBank genome assembly. NCBI's taxonomy places the organism in Eukaryota, Fungi, Ascomycota, Leotiomycetes, Helotiales, Helotiaceae.
AUGGAAAACUCGAAAGGAAUCAUACCCGAACCUCUAAAUGUCAGGAAGCGAGACGACACACUCCCCAAAAACAACCAGAACGCCGGAACAACCAACAAAGCAGAGCAUAAACCCCCAGAAAAAGACCCAGACCCAUUAAAAUCUCCGGAAUCCAGCCCCUCGCGAGACGCACGAAGAGGUUGUUUACCAUGCUACUAGUAAGUCAACCUCCCUACCAAUCUUCCUCAGCCCUAAUAUGAUAGACAUCUAAUAUAGAUAGCAUCCACGAACGAUGUUCUCUCCGCGAUACACCGAGCGUUCCUUGUACAAGGUGCCAGCAGAAAAGUCUUGAAUGCGUCAUGUAUCCUAGUCCUAACGGUCCUAGAGAUCCGGAGAGGGGAUUCACUGCCCCUCGUUCUAUGGAGUCGAAAACUAGGGAGGAGAGUGGUGUUGUGAGGGGACCUAGUGUGAGGCCGAGGGGCCCGAGGGCGAGAUCUGGGGAGGGGGGUGAGGAGGGUGGGUGA